AUGAAGCUGCAGGAAGAGCUUAAACAAGCUAUUAGGGAAUCACGUUCUUCUCACACGACUCUUUCAAACGAGCAACAAGAAUCUUCACCAGCCUCACCUGAUACGAAAAAAAUUUAUGAGAUCAUGCCCGAAAAUACGGAUAUCCUUGCAUUCUGGGAAAGUUAUCAAGGGUGUGAGGAACUUCGAGCGAUAGCUCAAAAGUACUUGAUUGUGCCUGCUACAUCUGUUCCUUCAGAGCGAGUGAAUUCGACAACCGGCAAUACAAUUACCGAUAAAAGAUCGCGUCUUUCUCCAAGUGUGGCUGAGCUGCUUGUUUUUUUGAGGCAGAACUACAAGUUUCUGCAACUUUCCAAUAAAUAAACGAAAGAAGUUCCUACAAUUUGAAGGAAAAAGGAGGUGUGCAAUUUUAAAUCUUCGUAAAAUCGACGUAUGGACAUAUAACUAUUGCGUUAAUAAUGAAAAGAGUA
Belonocnema kinseyi is the source of this 467-nucleotide messenger RNA. RefSeq lists its product as uncharacterized. The coding region runs from base 1 to 360 and encodes 119 amino acids. Gene Ontology annotation, molecular function: protein dimerization activity. The record is from RefSeq and is a predicted model, not a curated record. Lineage: Eukaryota; Metazoa; Arthropoda; Insecta; Hymenoptera; Cynipidae. The transcript has 2 exons.